AGUACGGAUAGUCGCUCUCAGGCUUCUUCCUAAUGUGAUUUAUGGUUUGCUGGUUUUGUAAUUUGUACAAACAUUCGCAAAAAUAACAAAGUGAUUCAUACUAAAGUGGACGUAUUGUUAGGAACGCGAUUGACAUUGAUUUUGUAUUCCAAUUUUUGUGAGAUGUUGACAAUUAAAAAACGAAAUUCAAAUGAUAAAACUUGAAAAUGACUAUAGACUAUAUUGCUGUCAAACUUUGCAUUAUUGUUGACACAUGCGAUUUGAUGUACUGUGUACUAAAGUCUUCCGAGAGCAUCAUUAUUUUCAUAAAGUAACUUUUUAUUUCUUUGAAUUGUAUUAACGCGAUUUUUAAUCGCUUUGAGUGCGAAAUUGUUGAAGAACAAUGUCUGAAGAACAAUUCUCCCUAGUAUGGAACAGUUUCCCAAGAAACUUGUCUUCGGGAUUGUAUACACUUCUGGCAGAUGAACAGCUUGUAGAUGUUACUUUAGCUGCUGAAGGACAAAUUCUACGAGCUCACAAAUUGAUAUUGUCAGUUUGCAGUACAUAUUUUCGAGAUCUUUUUAAGGGAAAUUCAUGCAAACAUCCAAUUGUCAUAUUAAAGGAUGUUAAUUAUCGAGAUUUGUCAGCUAUGCUACAUUUUAUGUAUCAAGGAGAAGUAAAUAUAAAGCAAGAAGAUAUUGCUAGUUUUCUAAAAGUUGCAGAGACUCUUCAAAUAAAAGGACUAACUGCAGAAACAGAUGAAAAAUUGGAAGAGGGUCUUAGAAAAAAUGUCGAAGACUUUGAGGAACAACUAUUUGAAGAAAAGGACAAAAGCACUCCCUGCAACAUGGAUGAAAAUGACUCCACUUUUGACAGGCUGUCACAUACCAUAGAAAAGAGACAAUCAACAAAGAGACCUAAAAAUACCUUACAAAUUUCAACAAAUAGAAAAGUAUUUGUAUCUUCAAACAUACAUGACACUAACAAUCGAGAAAGCUGUAUAGAAGACAACUAUAAUCUUCCUGACACACCAUCAAAGUUCAAUGAAAGGUGCAGAAGUAUGGAUAAAUCACCAAGGAAUACAGAAGAGCAACCAUUAGAUUGUACAUCAGAUGUGAAUCAGCUGCAAGAAGCUAAGCAAGAGCCACUAGAUUACACUCUCGAUAUGGAUACAGAUCAAUCAAGAUACAAAUCUUACACAGCAGAAAGAAUAUUCUAUGACCCUAAGGAAAACAUACAAAAACAAGAUUUCACGCCAGAUAUGCAGUUAGUUUCCUACAAUCAGAACUCACAAAUUCAACCAUUUGGUUUGAAUAACGCGACGUUUCAAAAUGAUAUCACAUACGACACAACAAAUCCUAGCAAUAAAAUCCAGAGUGCCGCAAAAGACAUUCCCAGCAGCAGUCUACCGCUGGAAACAACGCUACGAGUCAUCUCGGAAUUGGGCCCUACGCUGCGAAUGGAACGCGGCAAAGUGGUACGCAUGUAUGCGUGUCCGUGGUGCCUUCGUCAUUUUACGCGCAAAGAGAAUCUCAAGCUUCAUGUUCGUUAUAUUCAUGGUCCGCUUGAAACUCUCACGUGUACGCUUUGUGGCAAUAAAUAUAAGAACAGUAACAGUCUGCGUGUACACUCCUACCUCUAUCACAACGCUAAACGGGAUAAGCAUGGAAAGCCGCUGACGGUAGGUAGCAGCGGUAGUGGCGACGGAAGCGGCAACAGUAGUGUAUAAAAACAGAUCGGAGUUGUCCCUUUUUUAAACAAGCCUUGAAAAAAAUGGACAUUCGUAUUUUACAUAAGACCGAAUAUUGAGUUGCGAGUGGAAUUUUGUAUUUAUAUUAGCGUACAUUAAGAUGCAUUAAUAGUUUCUAGCGUGCUUGCGUUCAAAUUUUUUAAAUAAUUUAAAAAGAAUGGAUUUUAUAAAUAAUUUAUAAUAGUUUAUAUAAAUUAUGUUUUAGUUUACUAACGUAACUGUUUUACGUACGUGAAGACUAAACUAAUCGGUGAUAUUUGUUUUGUGUUAUAAAAUAUACAAUUAAAUGCAAACGCGGAAAAUCCAUUAAUGCAGUCUGAUGUACAAUUGACAUAACGUAUCUAGGCACGUAAUAAGUACCAAAUAUUUCUAUACGAUAUUAAAUUAAGCCGAAGAUUUAUAGAAAUAAAGCGCCUUACUAUAUACAAACUAUUACGCAGAACCUGUUUCCACACAUCCUUCCCACUUAUAAAAUUUUAUAAUAAUAAAAAAA
This is a messenger RNA of Pseudomyrmex gracilis, 2222 nucleotides long. RefSeq names its product protein bric-a-brac 2-like. Bases 383 to 1708 code for a protein of 441 amino acids. The transcript has 6 exons. The record is from RefSeq and is a predicted model, not a curated record. Gene Ontology annotation, biological process: regulation of transcription by RNA polymerase II. Gene Ontology annotation, cellular component: nucleus. NCBI's taxonomy places the organism in Eukaryota, Metazoa, Arthropoda, Insecta, Hymenoptera, Formicidae. Gene Ontology annotation, molecular function: protein binding.